Messenger RNA from Closterium sp. Yama58-4, 1032 nucleotides. NCBI's taxonomy places the organism in Eukaryota, Viridiplantae, Streptophyta, Zygnematophyceae, Desmidiales, Closteriaceae. The record is from the annotation of a GenBank genome assembly.
AUGGGCAAGUACCGUGUGGACCUGCUUACCUUUCGUCCGUCGCUCACCCGACCCCCUCACUUUCUUCCCUCCCUCUUCCCCUCCAAUCCAGCCGCGUUUCUCGGGAUGACCGAUGAAUCGCGCAAGGGCAUGGGCAAGUACCGCGCGAAUUUGCUUAUCUUUCUUCCCUCCCUCUUCCCCUCCAAUCCAGCCGCGUUCCUCGGGAUGACCGAUGACUCGCGCAAGGGCAUGGGAAAGUACCGUGUGAACCUGCUGUCGUUCGCUGCUGCUGCCAUGGCAGGCAUGCUGAAACACGCUGAUGCUGCCCUUGCGGUGCUGCGAGGCUGUGCCGGAAUGCUGGUAGAAGCAGACGCCUUGGGAAUUGUGGACGAGGCAGCAGACAGGCUGGCGGACCAUGCAGUUACCAGACGGCAUUGCUCUCCUGCCUCUCGACAUCUUUCUCCGCCUCCUGACCAAGUUCAAGGUGGAGAUGGGGUGGGGCCUGCUGCUGCUGCCAUUGUGCCCAUGCAGCCAUCACUGGGGCUGCUGCGUUGUGCCAUUGUGCUCAACGCAAGUGAAGGGGUCAAGGCCACCCUGCAGCGCCGGGCAGGAGCGCUAUUCACUGAUGCAUCUCUGGACGAUCUGCUUAUGCUGGAGACCAGCGACGUGCAGGGUCUGCUGCACGGCUUUGCAUCGGAAGAGCACCUCUCCACUCUCCCUGAUCGUGCACAAGCCCUGCAGGCUGCAGCAUCGCUCAUCGAUGCCUAUCUCCUCCACCUCUCCUCCCCUCCAGCACUCCACCCUGAUUCUGCUGCUGACGGGGUUGCCGCUGCUAGCACUGCUUCUGCCUCUGCUGCUGCUAGUGCGUCCGCUGGUCUCUUCUCAAGCAUCAGUGCCGGUGCUCCUGCUAAUAACGAAGCGGCUGCUAUGGAGGAUGAAACUGCUAAGUCUGAAUCGCAGGCGUUUCAGCCGGCACUUAGUGUGGCGGAGUGGAAGCAUCUGGUCUCUGCCCUGCCUGCUGAUGCCCGGCCGUCUCAUGACGGUCUUCUUAAG